UGUCUUUCUGCGCUCGCGCGCCACGGACACUCACUUCCGGCCCUGCGCACUCAGGGUCUGAGGCCGCUAGUAGCUGGAGGGUCACCAUGAAGUCCAAUCCCUUCGUGACCUCGGACCGCAGUAAAAACCGCAAACGUCACUUCAGUGCCCCCUCACACGUGCGCAGGAAAAUCAUGUCAUCCCCGCUCUCCAAGGAGCUGCGGCAGAAGUACAAUGUCCGCUCCAUGCCCAUCCGCAAGGACGACGAGGUCCAGGUACUUCGAGGACACUACAAAGGUCAGCAAAUUGGCAAGGUAGUCCAGGUGUACAGAAAGAAAUAUGUCAUCUACAUCGAGCGGGUGCAGCGUGAGAAGGCCAACGGCACAAUCGUCCACCUGGGCAUUCACCCGAGCAAGGUGGUUAUCACCAGGCUAAAACUGGACAAGGAUCGGAAAAAAAUUCUUGAACACAAAGCCAACUCUCGACAUGUCGGAAAAGAGAAAGGCAAAUAUAAAGAAGAACUUAUUGAGAAAAUGCAGGAAUAAAUAGAAUCUGUUGUGCAACCACGGUUUAACCGGAGAUUUUGAGGCUAGUGUGUGUUUCUUUCGAACUUUUCAGAAUGUCUCUGGAACAUUUCAUUUCCUGUUUUGUUACCUGUGGCUCUGUAAAUCUACUUUUGCAAUUUUAAUUAAUAAUUUUAUGAAUAAAAAUGGGAAAUGCUUCCUAAUUCCAAAUAGUAUUUGCAUUGUUUUAUAAAUAAAUUCCACUUACUAUCAA
Molecule: messenger RNA, 756 nt
Organism: Nomascus leucogenys (northern white-cheeked gibbon)
Lineage: Eukaryota; Metazoa; Chordata; Mammalia; Primates; Hylobatidae
Source: RefSeq, a predicted model, not a curated record